Messenger RNA from Myxocyprinus asiaticus (Chinese sucker), 3665 nucleotides. Its product is annotated as transcriptional enhancer factor TEF-5-like. Gene Ontology annotation, molecular function: DNA-binding transcription factor activity, RNA polymerase II-specific; RNA polymerase II cis-regulatory region sequence-specific DNA binding. Bases 336 to 1577 code for a protein of 413 amino acids. Gene Ontology annotation, cellular component: transcription regulator complex. The record is from RefSeq and is a predicted model, not a curated record. NCBI's taxonomy places the organism in Eukaryota, Metazoa, Chordata, Actinopteri, Cypriniformes, Catostomidae. Gene Ontology annotation, biological process: embryonic organ development; positive regulation of transcription by RNA polymerase II; hippo signaling. The transcript has 12 exons.
GACUCCUCCUUGAGCGCUCCGCUCUCUUUCGCCGUGAUUUUAUACCGAAGUCAUACUUCACAUUCCAGCUUUACUGUCAAAUCGGGAGAAAUAUUUCUUCAAAAACAUCAGCGUUGUUUGCCUUUGUAAAUAGGCUAAUGAGAUAGUGCCUCCAAUCCUUUUAAAAAAAAUUGUUACAUUUUAUUUUUUGCACUCAGCAGAGCAGAGGUUUGCUUUUAAGUAGUCCUGGGUGUGAGGGCUCACGUAGGGGCCCAGGUGGAGCCGCCACGAUUGCAGCCAACGAGUGGAGCACCAGCGAUAGCCCGGAGGAGGGGCAGGAGGAUGGAGUGGACGGGAUGGACAAGGCCGGAAUUGACGGGGACGCGGAGGGGGUCUGGAGCCCGGAUAUCGAACAGAGCUUCCAGGAGGCUCUAGCCAUCUAUCCACCCUGCGGCCGCAGAAAGAUCAUCCUCUCAGAUGAAGGGAAGAUGUAUGGUCGCAAUGAGUUGAUAGCAAGAUACAUAAAACUGCGAACAGGGAAAACUCGCACACGGAAACAGGUGUCUAGUCACAUACAAGUGUUAGCCAGGAAGAAAAUGCGGGAAUACCAAGCAGGCAUAAAGGAUCAGGCCUCCAAAGACAAAGCCCUGCAAAAUAUAGCUGCUCUGUCCUCCGCUCAGAUUGUUUCCCCUCAUUUGAUGAAGAGUCAGUUGCCUCCUCUUCCUCAGCACCCUUACCCUCCUCCAGCCAGGUUUUGGCCUGGCUCUAUCCCAGGACAGCCUGGACCUUCUCAGGACAUUAAACCCUUUGCACAGAGUCCAUACUCCACCCUACAACCCCAACUUCCUACACCCUUAUCAAAUGUUUCCUCAACAGGUUAUGAGCCCUUACCCACCCCAUUCCCCCCCACUGCCACUGCAGUGCCUGUUUGGCAGGAUCGGACCAUUGCCUCUGCUAAACUCCGCAUGCUGGAGUACUCUGCCUUCAUGGAGGUCCAGAGGGACCCUGAUACUUACAGCAAGCAUCUGUUUGUUCACAUUGGCCAGACAAAUCCCUCAUACACGGACCCUCUCCUGGAGGCAGUGGAUAUUCGUCAGAUCUAUGACAAGUUUCCGGAGAAGAAGGGUGGACUAAAGGAACUUUUUGAGAAAGGCUCUCAGAACGCCUUCUUCCUGGUCAAGUUCUGGGCUGAUCUAAACAGUAGCAAUGUUCAGGAUGGUGCAGGCUCUUUCUAUGGGGUCAGCAGUCAGUACAGCAGUUCUGAAAACAUGACGAUCACCGUGUCCACUAAAGUCUGCUCUUUCGGGAAGCAGGUGGUAGAGAAAGUUGAGACAGAGUAUGCCCGCGUGGAGGGUGGGAGGUACGUUUACCGGAUUCAUCGUUCCCCCAUGUGCGAAUACAUGAUCAACUUCAUCCACAAACUCAAGCACCUACCAGAGAAAUAUAUGAUGAACAGUGUCCUGGAGAACUUCACUAUACUACAGGUUGUAACAAACAGAGACACACAAGAGACUUUGUUAUGCAUUGCGUUCGUGUUUGAGGUGUCCACAAGUGACCAUGGUGCGCAGUAUCAUGUUUACAGACUCGUCAAGGACUGAUUGAUCACUGUGCUCAAGAGACCUCCAGAUGCUGUUCACAUGUGUACAAGCAAAAUUAGACAAAGCUAAAGUUCAAAAACACAAACCAGGAAACUGUGCACUAGGUUGUACUGAAUAUUUAAUUAUGUUCCUUAAAAGGAAAGGAAUUUUACUUUCAGGGAUAAUUAUAUUUCUUCCUUUCUACUUAUUGUUUUGUGAAAGAAGAGUUCUUGAAUGUCUGUGGUGGGAUAACAUGGUACUUAGACGCUGAAGGCACAAAGGUCUUUUUUUUAAAGUGAUUGUAAGCAAAUAGAAAAUGAAUGCUAAUCAAUACAAGUUCUCUAAUCAGGAACGUUGUGAAAUGAUACGCUUGUUCUGAAUCUUUCGCUUGACACACCAGCGCACUACCUCUGACCUUUGACACACAGGGGGUUUAGAUUGUGCUCAGAAGGAUGAGCAAGUCUUGAUUGUGAUAAAAAAAACUAAAAAAAAACUGUUAUGUGUAAGAAAGAAAUCUUGAAUGUUUGUUGUGAUGGUAAAUGUAAGUUACAAGAGUGCAACAUCAGUUUGGUUUAGAUGUUACACGCUUGCUCUGAGUAUGGCUUGAUUUUCUAUUUUUUAAAGUGCAUAUGUGUGAGCUAUUUCUACCUCCUGGUGUUACACUUAUUUACGUGCUUCUGGAGCAUCUUGAAAGCAGAGCGUACAACUGUCAUUUAAAACCAUUUGCCAAUGCCAUAGUGGUUAUUGUAAAUAAACGGUACAUAUGCUGGUUUUACUUGAUUACUUGCCCUCAUUUUAAGUGCCUUAUCACACUUGAGGCCUACCUGUACUGGCAAGUAGGCAGCAUAAUUCUGUAGAUGAGGUAACCUUUUUCGAGGGCAACUCUGAUGUGGUGUAGCCCCACAUCAGAGUUGGCCUUUAAAAAUGUUACCUGUACGUAUAGGACAAAACAUAUCUCAGCAGGUAAGACUUGGGUUUAAAUUCACAGUAUUUUAGAGUUUUAUCUAAGAACAUAUUAAUUAUAUAAUCGCCAAGCAAUUUCACUUAACUUAGCUUUGUUACAUAUGAAACUGGGUGCUUAUUUAAAACUGGGUGAGUAUUUUUCUAACAUUUAAUAGCAAGAAAAGACUGUCCCUGAACUAUUGUGUUUCAGUCUGAUUGAUUUGAGUGGCAAGCCAUUUAUCAACAGAGAAUUUUGAAAAGUAACAUUUUAAAAGUUAACCUUUAAUUCCAUAUCAAAAUGUGCAAAGAUCCGAACUAUUCGGAUCCACUGGCUCUCAGGUUCUUUCAGUAAUAUAAAACACUCUAUGUUUAGAUUGAUAGUACAUAACUACUCAUUAUUUGUUAUGCUUCCACUAAAAGCACCCACCUUAAUUGGAGUUUAUAUCUUUUUAUUUGUUUUGUUUUGCCACUGGCACAUUCUGAGGUUAAUACAUACGGUUUUUAAAGAUCAACGCCUUGGCAGUGUAUUGAACAUAAUUACUGAGUGACAUUCAAUCAUCUGUUUGUUUCAUUUAUGACAUCAUAUUUCAGUACAUUUAUAUGCAUUUGUGCAUUGCAUUAUGAAAACCACAUUUGCUAUUGCAAAAAGGAUUACUGAAGCCUAUAUAUUUGUGGGAUGUUUUUCUUUUGGAACUCCGGAUGCAACCGUGAACAUGUGGAAAAGAUGUACUUUUUGGAAAGGACUAGUCCCUAAUACCAAAGAGGUCUUUAAAGUCUAUACAGAAUGACAUCCAAUUGAAUGUGAACAGCAUCCACCAUAAAACCCUAUCUUGCCUUAUUGUGUGGUUCAGGUCAUGUUUGACAUCUACAAGCAAAAUCAUCCCUCUGCGUGAGUGUGUGUGUGUAAUUGGGUGUGUAUAUCUGUGUGUUUGUGAGAGAGAGAUAAACAUGAAUUUAACAUGCUACAAAAUGUUUUGUGUAUAUUUUAAGAAUGUUAACAGGAAAAGUUUUUAUCUCUUCUUUUUUCAUCUUUAUUAUUUGCUUUGUUUGUUCAAAAAUUAUUCUUUGCUCUGGUUAUUAAUAAAAAAAAGGGUUGUAACAUCUAUACAGUGUUUCAUUGAUCUGCUAAUAAAGUGAUAUUGGAGCUGUGGAAGCCAAAAUUUCAAA